This is a messenger RNA of Onychomys torridus (southern grasshopper mouse), 5059 nucleotides long. RefSeq names its product NIMA related kinase 9 (gene Nek9). The coding region runs from base 142 to 3066 and encodes 974 amino acids. Gene Ontology annotation, molecular function: protein kinase binding; ATP binding; protein kinase activity. NCBI's taxonomy places the organism in Eukaryota, Metazoa, Chordata, Mammalia, Rodentia, Cricetidae. Gene Ontology annotation, cellular component: centrosome. The transcript is spliced from 22 exons. Gene Ontology annotation, biological process: protein phosphorylation. The record is from RefSeq and is a predicted model, not a curated record.
ACUGCUUCCGGGUCAGGGGCAGCAGGAGCCACCAUGGAAGCUCCCGGGGCCGCGGGGCCGCCUGAGCCGCUGGCGGGCUUCUGAGGCUAGGGAGACGGUGCACGGCCGGCGCUGCCCGCCGUGGAUACGCAGGCCUCCGCCAUGUCGGUGCUGGGCGAGUACGAGCGACAUUGCGAUUCCCUCAACUCGGACUUCGGAAGCGAGUCCGGGGGUGGCGGGGACUCGGGCCCGGGGCCCAGCGCCGGCCCGGGGCCGCGAGCCGGCGGCGCGGCGGAGCAGGAGGAGCUGCACUACAUCCCCAUCCGCGUCCUGGGCCGCGGCGCCUUCGGGGAGGCCACGCUGUACCGCCGCACCGAGGAUGACUCCCUGGUGGUGUGGAAGGAAGUCGAUUUGACCCGACUCUCUGAGAAGGAGCGCCGUGACGCCUUGAAUGAGAUUGUCAUCCUGGCGCUGCUGCAGCAUGACAACAUCAUCGCCUACUACAAUCACUUCAUGGACAACACCACCCUGCUCAUCGAGCUGGAGUACUGUAACGGAGGGAACCUGUAUGACAAAAUCCUUCGUCAGAAGGACAAGUUGUUCGAGGAAGAGAUGGUGGUGUGGUACCUUUUUCAGAUUGUUUCAGCAGUGAGCUGUAUCCAUAAAGCUGGAAUCCUCCAUAGAGAUAUAAAGACAUUAAAUAUUUUUCUGACCAAGGCAAACCUGAUAAAGCUUGGAGACUAUGGCCUAGCAAAGAAACUUAAUUCCGAAUAUUCCAUGGCUGAGACACUCGUGGGCACUCCAUAUUACAUGUCUCCAGAGCUUUGCCAAGGAGUAAAGUACAAUUUCAAGUCUGAUAUCUGGGCAGUUGGCUGUGUCAUUUUUGAACUACUUACUCUAAAGAGAACAUUUGAUGCUACAAACCCACUCAACCUGUGUGUGAAGAUUGUGCAGGGAAUCCGGGCCAUGGAAGUUGACUCUAGUCAGUAUUCUUUGGAACUGAUCCAGUUGGUCCACGCAUGCCUCGACCAGGAUCCUGAGCAGAGACCCACUGCAGAUGAACUUCUGGACCUUCCCCUUCUCAGGAAACGCAGGAGAGAGAUGGAAGAAAAAGUCACUCUGCUUAAUGCACCUACAAAGAGGCCAAGGUCAAGCACUGUGACUGAAGCACCCAUUGCUGUGGUAACAUCACGAACCAGUGAAGUCUAUGUUUGGGGUGGCGGAAAAUCUACACCCCAGAAGCUGGACGUCAUCAAGAGUGGUUGUAGCGCCCGACAGGUGUGCGCAGGGAAUACCCACUUUGCUGUGGUCACGGUGGAGAAGGAACUGUACACGUGGGUGAACAUGCAAGGGGGCACUAAACUCCACGGUCAGCUAGGACACGGAGACAAAGCUUCCUACCGACAGCCAAAGCAUGUGGAAAAGCUGCAAGGCAAAGCAAUCCACCAAGUGUCAUGUGGUGACGAUUUCACUGUUUGUGUGACAGAUGAGGGUCAGCUCUAUGCCUUUGGGUCAGAUUAUUAUGGCUGCAUGGGGGUUGACAAGGUCUCUGGCCCUGAAGUGCUGGAGCCCAUGCAGCUGAACUUCUUCCUCAGCAAUCCAGUGGAGCAGGUCUCCUGUGGGGAUAACCAUGUGCUGGUUCUGACUCGAAACAAGGAAGUCUAUUCUUGGGGCUGUGGGGAAUAUGGACGGCUGGGUUUGGAUUCAGAAGAGGAUUACUAUACACCCCAGAGGGUAGAUGUUCCAAAGGCCUUAAUCAUUGUUGCAGUUCAGUGUGGCUGUGAUGGGACCUUCCUGCUCACCCAGUCAGGCAAAGUGCUGGCCUGUGGACUCAAUGAGUUCAACAAACUGGGCCUGAAUCAGUGCAUGUCUGGAAUCAUCAACCAUGAAGCAUACCAUGAAGUUCCCUACACGACCUCCUUCACCUUGGCCAAACAGUUGUCCUUUUACAAAAUCCGUACCAUUGCCCCAGGCAAGACUCAUACAGCUGCUAUUGAUGAACGAGGCCGGUUGCUGACUUUUGGCUGUAAUAAGUGUGGGCAGCUGGGUGUUGGGAAUUAUAAGAAGCGCCUGGGAAUCAACCUGUUGGGCGGACCCCUUGGUGGGAAGCAGGUGAUCAGGGUCUCCUGUGGCGAUGAGUUCACCAUUGCUGCCACUGAUGAUAAUCACAUUUUUGCCUGGGGAAAUGGAGGCAAUGGCCGCCUGGCAAUGACCCCCACCGAAAGACCACAUGGCUCUGAUAUCUGUACCUCUUGGCCUCGACCUAUUUUUGGAUCUCUGCAUCAUGUCCCAGACCUUUCCUGCCGUGGCUGGCACACCAUUCUUAUUGUUGAGAAAGUAUUGAAUUCUAAGACCAUCCGUUCUAAUAGCAGCGGCCUGUCCAUCGGAACUGUGGUUCAGAGCUCCAGCCCGGGAGGCGGUGGCGGUGGUGGUGAAGAGGAAGACAGUCAACAGGAAUCUGAAACUCCAGAUCCAAGCGGAGGCUUCCGAGGAACAAUGGAAGCAGACCGUGGAAUGGAAGGUUUAAUCAGUCCCACAGAGGCUGUGGGGAACAGUUGUGGGGCUAGCAGCUCCUGUCCUGGCUGGCUUCGAAGGGAGCUGGAAAACGCAGAGUUCAUCCCCAUGCCUGACAGCCCAACUCCCCUAAGUGCAGCGUUUUCAGAGUCUGAGAAGGACACCCUGCCCUAUGAAGAGCUACAAGGACUCAAAGUGGCAUCUGAGCUUCCUCCAGAACACCAGCCCCCAGCAGGAGCCUGGCCUCCGCGGCUGAACCCUGCAGUACCGUGUACUGGGAAAGCAUCGCCCUCUCCCACCUGUGCGUGCAGCACUCUGCAGGCCGAGGUCGAGAGGUUGCAAGCUCUGGUGUUCAAGUGUCUGGCUGAACAACAGAAGCUACAACAAGAAAACCUCCAGAUUUUUACCCAACUACAGAAGCUGAACAAGAAAUUGGAAGGAGGCCCGCAGGUGGGGACGCAUUCCAGAGGAAUUCAGACAGCAAAGGAAGAAAUGGAAAUGGAUCCAAAGCCUGACUUAGAUUCAGAUUCCUGGUGCCUCCUUGGGACAGACUCUUGUCGGCCCAGCCUCUAGUCUCCUGAGCCCAGACAGCCCUCAGGAAACUGGGACCCAAGAACUUCACCGCACACUUCCCGAGUGCAGAGGGCAGCUUCCCUGGCUUUCUUCACUUGCAGACACGAGCGAGCGAGCGAGCGCAGGGCAGAGGGAGGCUCCAAAGCACUCUCCUUGUGCUCUUGGAGAGUGGUGUUGCCUUUUAGAUAGGAUCUAGGAGUGACGUUAUUGUUUUGGAGAAUGGAAGGGUCCUGUGGCCCAGCUUUGUCGUCAGUGACUGCCGUAGCAGCAGCAGCAGCAGCAGUAGCAGCUCUGUACCUCAUCUUUUGAUCCCGAAACUCUGAAGAGGAGACACAGUACUCACCUGAAUUGUGCUGGGAGCAGCUCGUAUCCCAUUUAUCACUUUCAUCAUUAAUUGGAAGUUGCCUUGGGAAUUUAGCACCAGGCAUUGCACCUCUGGAUGGAGGAAGGAAAAUGUAAAAUCGGAGUGGGCUGUGACCAGGCCUGGCCUGCCCUGGGUCCUCCAGAGAGUGGUAAAGUACCCAGGAAAUGUACUGGCAGAGUCAGUGUAGAGUUGUUUCAGGAAGUCCAGUUACUUCAUGCAGCUGAGUGCUUUAUGAGGAAAGCUUAGUUCGCUUUCACUGUGGAGGUUGCUUGAAACAUCAUCAUCGAGGAGCAGAGAAAGGGCUGGUCCCUUGUCACAGCCACCAAGCUUUCAGGCUCCGCUUAGUACAAGGUGGGAUUUCCCAGCUCUGGAGGAUUCCUCCAAGAGAGGAGGUAUCUAAGGGAAUUACGCCAGCAGGUAAUAGGUGAGCUGUGGGAGAGAGGCAGGAGGGAAGGAAGUCUUCUGCCCCUGUGAAGGCUUCUUUGUACCUCUAGUGUCAAGACUUAGGGUCUGACUGGGAUAAGUAGCCCCAGGCACCCCUUUCUAUGUCUAGUCAGUAUUUUUCCUCGUUGGUGUGUUUUGAAGCCAUAUCAUACCCAGUAAGUCAGUAUCAUCUUCCAUACUUGAGUGGCCCAAAGCCAGCACCCAAUCCUUGGGGUCCCAAAGCCUGACAGGUAGACCCUGCCAAGUGAGAGGAAAAUGACUGCAAGCCCACUUCUGCUGUGUUCUUGUGGAGAGGAGCCAGCUACCUUCCCCAAAGACAGGACGUGUCCUAGAAGAGCCAGCCUUCUAGGCAAGCAUCUGACGGUUUCCCUUAAAUGUGAGCCUGUGCUUCCACCAAGUCUAAUGAAUUGCUUGUGUUUGGGGCCACAGCAGCUGCUUUGCUAAGUAGUGCCACAUCCUCCAUGCUGCAUACAGCUAAAUUAACAUUGAUUCAUUUAACCAAAGCCAAAAAAAAAAAAAAGGUUUGCUGUCUGUGUUAAUAUUGCAGGAGGACUUACCUGUGCGGGAGACAUUUUGCCAUCCCCUAAACCGGUGUUGUAGAGGUUGGUGCUGGGAGGAACCAUCUCUGGGGCUAGGCAACUGUCCAAUGGGAUCAUUGCUGCCCCAUUGUUUUCUCAAUUCUGAGAAGUCUAGUACAAUAGUACUGAUGUAAUUGCUGAAGCCUUUUCCAGAAUAAGGGAAGGCCCAAUCCUGAUGUAAGGUCACAAGUUAGGGGUCUGGCCAUUGGCUGUAAACCCUGUCAGAGAGUUUUGGUUCAUCAUGUCAAUGCAACUUUGGUUUUCUUCAGGACUGGCUGGCCUUUCAAGGUCCUGUAUCCUUAUGCUUACCAUCUCAGCAGGCCUGAGAGGCGGGGUUUAAGCUCUUCAUUAUGAGCAUUGCUUCUGCUUGGGAGCUGAGGGGCAUGGGCAUGUUGCUGACUGUGGAGAGACAGUGAGUGUUGAGGUGGGCAGGAGCCCAGGGGAGUCAGUCUCUAGCAGAGCAUGGUGGUCGUUUUUUCUAGUAUGUUGCCAUGGAAAGUCCAGGUUUGCUAUUAAUCCAGCUGAGAAUCUAAGUUCUGUGCCUUAGAGAUAAUUUGCACUUUCCAGAAUUGUGCCUAAGACAGCCAUAAGAUUUUUUUUUUUUUUU